Molecule: messenger RNA, 1196 nt
Organism: Teleopsis dalmanni
Lineage: Eukaryota; Metazoa; Arthropoda; Insecta; Diptera; Diopsidae
Product: exosome complex component RRP43-like
Exons: 3
Coding region: 318-1115 (265 amino acids)
Biological process (GO): U5 snRNA 3'-end processing; nuclear polyadenylation-dependent rRNA catabolic process; exonucleolytic trimming to generate mature 3'-end of 5.8S rRNA from tricistronic rRNA transcript (SSU-rRNA, 5.8S rRNA, LSU-rRNA)
Cellular component (GO): nuclear exosome (RNase complex); cytoplasmic exosome (RNase complex)
Source: RefSeq, a predicted model, not a curated record
CACAAUAUUUUGGUGUAAUUAUUAUUUACACGAAAUUGGCAAAUGAAUUAACAGAAAAGCUGAUUUUAGUAAGAAUUUAAACGUUUGCUAAUUGAAAUUUAAACAAAUUUGAGUUGCUUAAAUUGAAGUAGUUUCAUGAGCGGCCUUAUGCAUAUUUCGUUGGAGGUACUUUUGGGUAUACGGUACACACAUGCAUAAUGUCUUAGAAGUUACGAUAUUCUAAGUCCUAAUGUCUUAAAAGUUAUCGUAGUUACGAUAUUUUCGACAUAUAUUAAUACUAAAAUGUGCCUGUAAAUUGUUCAAUACUGUCGUUCCACAUGUGUUCGCUGAUUUAUCCCAUUAAAUCUUUCAAAGAUGCCUUAGACGAUAACGUUCGGUACGAUGGUAGAAAGUUUAAUGCCUACAGACCUUUAACUAUUACGACGGGUUCUUUUACUAAUGCCAAAGGUUCUAGUUGCGUUAAGAUUGGGAAUACAAACAUUGCUUGUGGUGUUCGUGCAGAAUUUGCUAAACCGAAUCCUGGAUCACCAAGCAAAGGCUAUGUUGUCUCAAAUGUGGACAUGUCAUUUUUGUCGACUUCUGCUAAACCAAAACUGAGGAUGACAUCAGAUAUGAUUAAUAGUUUAAUAUACAACAUUCUUGUAGACCAGUCUGUAAUAAAACUAGAACAAUUGUGUAUUCAACGAAAAAAGCUGGUAUGGGUUUUAUUUAUAGAUAUAAUUUGCUUGGAAAUUGAUGGUGGAUUGCUGUCUACUGCAAUGAUAGCUUGUAUUGCUGCCCUUAAAGAUUUAAAAUUACCAAAGGUUAUAUAUGACACAGAUACUGACAAAAUUGAAAUUGGUGAUGACUUUCAAAAGCUGUCAUUAGGGAGAUCUCCUACAUUAAGCACAUACAGUAUAUUUGAAGAAAAAGUUUUAAUGGACCCAUCAGCCGAGGAGGAACACAUCGCACACUCACAGGUUGCAAUAGGUGUUGUCAAUGAUUCAAUUGGGUUAUUUAUUAAGAGCGGAGGGGAACCUGUGCACAUUGAUCAAUUAAAUAGUUGCAUCGUUGAUGCAGCACGAAGAGAUGUCGAAGUAACCAGUAUUAUCAACACCGUUACGAAUGAUACUUAAUUGCAAAUAUAUUUAAAGUUAAAACAUAAACUUUGUAACAUUUAAGUUUGAUAACAAAACUAUAUAAAAUAUUUUUCUAAA